UGCCUUUAAGGAGCGGGCGGGGAGCGGGCGGGGAGGGGGCGCGGCAGAGCGCUGAAUGGGGCGCUGCGAGGUCCGCACAGCUUUGUACUGCCUGCCCGCGGGCACCUCUCUUGGCCCUGCCCGGUCCGCCCCGCCCACCACGACCCCUGCUGCAGGGGAGCGGAGACCCGGCGGCCGCUGCGGACUCGAGCGAGAUCGACGCAAGGUCAGGGGCGGACGCGCGCUCCGGGCGCCCGUGUGCCGGAUACGCGGCGGGGAAGCCGGCGAGCAGGCUGGAGGGCUCCCUGGAGGAUCCAGAAGUUGCUUCCAUCAUGGCAGAGCUCAAGGUGGAGACCCGGGGCAGCGUGGACUGGCAGAAGCGUUGCCUGGCCCUGGAAACCCAGCUUUUCAGGUUCCGCCUGCAGGCCAGCAAGAUAAGGGAGCUGCUGGCCGACAAGAUGCAGGAACUGGAGCAGAGGCUGCUGGAAGCAGAGCAGAGAGCAGAGAACGCGGAGACCCAGGUGGGUGUGAUGGAAGAAAAGGUGAAAUUGUCCAAUCUGAAGAAUGUGGACUCAGCAGGCAGCCUGCACCGGAAGUACCAAGAUUUGCUGAAAGCCAUGCAGGGCAAAGAUGAGCUCAUCGGCCAGCUGGAGGCGCAGCUGGAGAAGCAGAAGCAGAUGAGAGCUGAGGAAGCAAAAAUCGUUCAAGAAAAAGCUGCAAAGAUCAAGGAAUGGGUGACGCUGAAAUUAGCAGAGCUUGAGAUGGAGAAUCAGCACCUGAAAAGCUGUAAUCAGCACCUGGUGGAGCAGGUGGGAGCCCUUCAAGAUGCGCUAGAAGCUCUUCAGAUGACACCUUCAGGAAAGCUGCUGGUGGCCCCCCAGGGAACCGUGGAGCAAGAUUCUGUCCCUUCAGGGCCAGGAGCCCAGCCAGUGGGGCAGGACAGUGAUACCCGGGCCCAGAGUCCCCUGAAGGCAGCCAUGCCUGCACCUUCUCCAGGUCCUCCGCAGAGCAAGGACUCUGUUCCUAAAGCAGGAAGCCCCGUGGAGGAUUCUGGUUCCGUCAUGGUCCACCCUGGAGAAGUAUCAGAGACCAAGACCCCUCCAACCCAUCUAGGAAGGCAGGGCUCUCCUGGCCAGCUGUGCGUGAAGCCUCGCACCCCCAGGCAUGGUCUGGUCUCCUGGGGUGAGGGCCUGGUCACUGCUCAGGGAGGGACGCUUCCUGGGACAAAGACCUCUGCCAGGGAAGGUGGCCCCGGCUGCAGCCUGACCCUGCCAAAGGCUCGGGCCUCCAGCACUCCCCGGGACAGCAUCCAGCUGGCCAAGCGGCACCACAGCCAGCCCCAGGCCGGCCCUGGGCACUUCAGCCACGUGGUGAGCAUUGAGAUCGGGGCCCUCUCAGCCCUCCGCCCUGCCAGCCCUCCCAAGGCGGAGGCAGAGCUCCGGGAGGAACCGGAGAAGAUGGAGAUGGAGGAGCAGCCCCCAGCAGGGAAGGAGGAGGCCCCCGGAACAGUGCUGGAGGAAGUGGAUUUGGGGAACAAACCGCCCACACCCCCUCUGCACCGGUUUCCUUCCUGGGAGAGCCGGAUCUACGCAGUGGCCACGUCAGGUAUGCGGCUGUCGGAGGUGUCUGCCAGAAGUAACACCACGUGCUGCGCCUCUAGCCCUCCUGUCCUCGGGUCCCCGGGGCCUUUCUCUGGCCUUGUCUACAAGAAUGUCACCGUGCCUGUCUACACAGCCCUGAAGGGGAGAGCCACACAGAUCAGCACGGUGCCUUUUGUGGACGAGUCCUCUGGGUCUGACGAUGACUGCAGCUCCCAGGCGAGCUUCCGAACUUCAGUGCCCUGCUCUGAGUCCAGAAGGACCAGUGGACUGAGCCCCCGGGCCAUCAAGAGAGGUGUCUCCAUGUCCUCGCUGAGCUCCGAGGGUGACUACGCCAUCCCCCCAGACGCCUGCUCCCUGGACAGCGACUACUCAGAGCCUGAGCACAAACUACAGCGCACCUCGUCCUACUCCACCGAUGGGCUGAGCCUGGGCGGGGAAUUGCUGGAGAAGUCAGGCUACCUGCUGAAAAUGGGGAGCCGGGUGAAGACGUGGAAGAGGCGCUGGUUUGUCCUGAGACAGGGACAGAUCAUGUACUACAAGUCUCCGAGUGACGUCAUCCGGAAACCUCAAGGUCAAGUGGAACUGAACUCCCGUUGCCGAAUUGUCCGAGGAGAGGGUGCACAGACAUUCCAGCUCAUCUCUGAGAAGAAAACCUAUUACCUGACGGCUGAUUCACCCAGCCUGCUGGAGGAGUGGAUCCGAGUCCUGCAGAGCCUGCUGAAGGUCCAGACCAUUGGGCCUCCAGCCCUGCCACAGGGUGGCACCAAGCCCACUGUGAAGGGCUGGCUGACCAAGGUCAAGCAUGGGCAUUCCAAGCUGGUCUGGUGUGCUCUUAUCGGAAGAACCUUCUACUACUAUCGAAGCCAUGAGGACAAGCGACCCUGGGCCGGCUGCCUGUGCGGGACGCGUGCAUAGAGGAAGUAGAUCGAUCCUGUGACUCAGACGAGGACUAUGAGGCCGGAGGAACCGGGCGGUUGCGUUCCUCCCACUGCACCCUGGUGAUCCAUCCCCCAGAGCACAGCCCCACCUACCUCCUCAUUGGCACCAAGCAUGAAAAGGUGAG
Molecule: messenger RNA, 2643 nt
Organism: Sus scrofa (pig)
Lineage: Eukaryota; Metazoa; Chordata; Mammalia; Artiodactyla; Suidae
Source: RefSeq, a predicted model, not a curated record